ACGAGACGUAAUGCUGACGCGAGGGUUAGUUUCUCCUCCUACUUGCGGUGCGAGUCCUUUGUAUCUGUGUGCCUGCUCACUAUUGCCUUCAGAGCGAGCCCGGAGCCCACGGGAGGAGGAAGCCAUAGAAGCUGACCUCGAUCCACUCCAGGUCUUCAGGUGCUUUGGUGCAGCAGAUAUCAAGGCUAAGAGAGGAAACCUGCUUCUGAUUCCUGAAGAAAGAAGCAGAAAAAAACUCAACAUGGAAAGUGUCCCCAAGGAAUGCAAAGAAGGUGAGCAGGCUCCAGUGCAGAAUGAAGAAGAAGCCCGCCCCUUGGCAGGUGGUGAAGUCCAGGAGCCUGAAGGAAACAUUAGAGAGGGUGGGGCUCCACCUGCCCAGGAUGUUAGAGAGGAUGUGCCCAACGGGCUUGCCAAUAACAUGGAUAUGGUAGAUGGAGAUGCAGAUGAUAUGGAACGGUUCAUGGAGGAGAUGAGGGAGCUAAGGAGGAAAAUUAGAGAGCUUCAGUUGAGGUACAGUCUGCGCAUUCUCAUAGGCGAUCCCCCUCACCAUGACCAUCAUGAUGAGUUUUGCCUUAUGCCCUGAAUGCUGAGGUUAAGAAUAAUAAACCCCCUGCUCCUGACACUUGUACUUUUUGAUGUACCCAUUAUAGUGAAUCUUUGGUGUCCUUUUAUUUUUCUGAUUGGGCAUUUCGACUUAGUCUGUAACUUUUUCUGUCAGCAGGGGAGUUUCAUUAACUUGCAUGGAAAAAUGCUUAAUAAAUAUCACAAAGUUAAUAAAGCAGUUUAAAAAGCA
Pipistrellus kuhlii (Kuhl's pipistrelle) is the source of this 793-nucleotide messenger RNA. RefSeq names its product brain expressed X-linked 5 (gene BEX5). The transcript is spliced from 3 exons. The record is from RefSeq and is a predicted model, not a curated record. Bases 11 to 583 code for a protein of 190 amino acids. Gene Ontology annotation, cellular component: cytoplasm. Gene Ontology annotation, biological process: signal transduction. Gene Ontology annotation, molecular function: signaling receptor binding. NCBI's taxonomy places the organism in Eukaryota, Metazoa, Chordata, Mammalia, Chiroptera, Vespertilionidae.